Molecule: messenger RNA, 1785 nt
Organism: Penicillium cosmopolitanum
Lineage: Eukaryota; Fungi; Ascomycota; Eurotiomycetes; Eurotiales; Aspergillaceae
Product: NatC N(alpha)-terminal acetyltransferase Mak10 subunit
Exons: 4
Coding region: 1-1785 (594 amino acids)
Biological process (GO): N-terminal peptidyl-methionine acetylation
Cellular component (GO): NatC complex
Source: RefSeq, a predicted model, not a curated record
AUGGAUAGUGGUUAUAUCGCACCCGGCGAAAGUCACGUACAAGCGUUGGAGGACGAUUACGAUGUGCGACAGGCCUUGACACCAGAGCAGGUUAUAGGGUUGAUGGAUCAACUUCUUUGCCAUGAAGAAGAAGACUUUGUCUCCCAAUUGUACAAUCGCAACCUGCUGUCAGGAUUUGACCCUUCACACUUCUUUCGCCUGCUGGAUCAGGCGGUAGAGUGGGUGGAUGCCCAAGAAACGAUAGAUCAGAAGCUUCGAGAUGCCAUUCGAUGCAGAUUGCUGUUUCGGCAUGAGUUCCUCAGUGCGCUUGAUGAAGACCUCGAAGUUCUUGACACCAGGUCAACAGACAAUUUCGUGUCAUGCCUAUCGACCUUGAGUGGCAUUACAGAAACUGUUGCUCUUGGCACACCUGUACCAGAGGCAUUUAGCCUAAAAAUCCAACGGAAGCUGGCCAGCACGGUGCCGCCUCGUCCUAUUGUUCAAAUUAGCCCCGAGGAUGCACUUGCUCAUCUCAAACGACUUUGCCAAGAUGCGAUCGAUAUGCAGGAGAUGCUGGACUAUAGGGGACCGAGCAACUUCAAGACCGCAAUUUGGAGUCUGCUCUCCCGGAAACCCCAACCGUCUGUUUACAUUCGUUGUCUCCUUCAAGCCCUGAUUGUGAGCGACAUGACCAUCCUGGGCGCGGUCCCAGUCAAGAAAUUUCUGUAUGACGAUCUGGCGGAGCUGGUCUUGCCAUCCAGUGUGUUACUCCAAGCGAACACCGACGAAGUAGAAUUGCCGUCCGACCCUCGGUUCCAGAUUGCCCAAAAGAUGGAAGGGUUUGUGAAACGAUUUUCCCAGGCCGAGGAGCUGGAUCUGGAUCUGCAACGAUUGAGCGACGAGCCCCCGUUGCAAAUGAAAGGAGGUGAAACCACAUUCUCUUUCCCACUCAGCAGCUGGGCCUACCACCAAAAACUCAUUCAGAUCCGACGUAUCAUCCAGAUGGGCUUUGAACUGUCGAUCUACGCACCCGAGGAAUCGGCGGGGAUGUAUUGGUACCUGUCGUACAUCUGUUCCACCCACCUCGGCCAUCUCGACCGCAUCCGUACCUUCACUGUCGCGGCGCGCAAACGAGAUCUCAUUUCCGCCGGUGAUCGCUCGGCCGACUCGCAAAAGUCAGCGGCCUUCCACCGCUCGUUCCGAACCCUGGAGAGAAUGACCACCCAGCUAAUAGCAGUCGAUGCAUUUGCAAUCGCUCUGCACGCUCUAUACGUGCUUCUCACGCGACAUGGGGUACUUCCUUGCGCUGCGGGUGCGGACGCUUACUCUACCGAUCGACUACGCUAUGAACUGCGCAUGAAACCGUUUAUCCCAAUCUCUCUUCCGGAGCUGGUUCCUUUUGAGGAGUUCCAACGGGAGUCGGCGCUAGAAGGCGAUUCCGAUGCGAUCAUUCUGGAUCGCGCUAGCCAGGCGAUUACGGAAGCUCGGAAGGCGUGGGAUGUGUUGCUUUCUCAGGGAGCUUUCCUCGAGGAGGCUGGGUCUGGGUCUGGGACUGGGUCUGGCGCUGGUAAAGAACCGCCUAGCGCAAUUGAGGAGGACUGGAAGCGGGAUGUCAAGGAUGCGAUGCGGGCGUGCAUUGGAGCGAGCAUUUCGAUUGAAACGGUUCGGAAGGCGCUAGGGAGCAAUCGGUCGCCGACGGCCCAGCAACCGUUGAACCUUGAGGUGACGAUCCCUGAGAUCGGCAGUAAAUCGCGAUGGCAUGAGUGGUGGGUUGUGCCGCAAGUGAGCGAGAAGAAGAGCCAGUGA